AAUCGCAAUCGAGUGAAUCCUAUACACCUAUAUCGUAAACGCUUUGUACCCUCGCUCGGCUAUAGUCGACAUAGAAAUUGACCUUCGUGCACUUCGAGCCAGUGAAGUAAAAAAAAAAAAGUCAAUACCCUGGCAGUGCACGAUGAUUCUAUAGCACAGUUAGUGUACAUGUUGACGUACACUCCACUCUACACUUGGCCGCAUGUCCUAUUGACGUUUGAACGUAAAUAGCUUGAAAGUGCAUCUACUGCUUUUUGAAGUUAUUGCAGAGUGUCAGGAUUGAAAAAGAUUGCAUGGCUGUCAGAGAUAUAAAUAAUAGGGCUAUUAAAAAAAGCACAAACUUCAGAGUUAUUGAACGGUGUUUGAAGCCACGGUUUUGUUGACUGUAACAUAUAAGUACAAGUGUAGUAUUUAGUGUUUCUUUGAAACUUUGCAAGAAAGAAACAGAGUCAGAUGUGCACGUCAAUCAAAUUUUGACUAUAUCUGGCAUAAACCAAUGUUCUCAGGAUAGCCAGUGAUCCGUCCAUCUUUCAGCCAAGAUGUUCGCGCAAGUCCGACUGAUGAUAUCGGGCCGCUUUCAGAAGUUCUACGAGAAGCUGCUGCUCGACGACGAUCCUGGGCAUCGGGUGAGGUCGGCCCUGGAGUCCCUCGAGGACAUCCUGCCGCUGGACGAGGUGGCUUGCGACACCAAGAACGCCGCGCUCUCGGCGAGUCUGCGUCGCGAGGGCGACGAGCUCUUCCUCGCGGAGCGCGCGAGCCUCGUGGGUCUGCUGCAGGCCUGGGAGUACUACUGCAAGGCGGUGGCCUUGGCCCCCUGCACGGACCAAGACGCCUCGCUGCCGCUCGCCUACGCCAACCGAUCGGCCUGCCUGUUCCAUCUCAAAAGGUACGCCGAGUGCGCGGCGGACUGCGACAAGGCCCUCCGCGAGCUCAGCUAUCCGGACUCGAUGCGGCCGAAUCUGCUGAGGCGCAAGGCCAAGUGCCUGAAGAUCUUGGACCAGACAACGUCGGCUGCAGCUGCUGCAUCGUCGUUACCCGGCAUGACGGCCAAUCGCAAGAUACCCUGCGCCUCCGAGGCCGUGGAGAUACGCUACAACAAGCGGUACGGCCGUCACGUGGUGGCGAGUCGCGACAUCGAGAUCGGCGAGGUGCUGGCGCUCGAGCCGCCCUACGCCCUGCAGCUCGGCACCGCCUGCCUCUACACGCACUGCUCGCACUGUCUGGCACGGGCCUGGGCCAGCUGGCCCUGUCCAGGCUGCGCCUUCGCCGUCUACUGCUCCGCAGGCUGCCGCGACGAGGCCUGGCACGCCUAUCACGACGUCGAGUGUGCCGUGCGCGGCUACCUGCUGAAGCUCAACGUCAACGACAUCGCCCCGUUCAGCCUGAAGGUGGCGAUUCUGGCGAUAAGGCAGGCCGGAGGAUUUCGCCAGCUCAGAGAGCAGUUGCGGAGAAUCGAGGAAUCCGAAGAUCCGUUGAAGAAGAGUUUUACCGAUGGACUGUAUCGCAGUGACUUGUAUCGGACUUUUUACCAUCUCGAGAGCCACGAGGACAAAAUAUUAUUGAAGGAACUCAUUACGAUUUUGUUGAAUACGGCGUUAAUUUUGUACUACGUAUCGACGAAAACCUCGUUUAUAGAGGAUCUGACGAAUGAAAGCUCGCGAGAUUUGUGCUCCAGCGACGAUGCUUUAUUAAUGGGUAAACUUAUAGCGCACCAUUUUAUGGUUAUCCAAAUGAACGAUCAAGAGCUUUUUGAAAUAACUCUCAGAGGGCAAAACCACAGCCUCGGAGCGGCAGUUUUUCCUUUCUGCAGUCUUUUCAAUCACAGCUGUUUUCCAAACGCCACUAGAAUACCAAUUGUAGGCGACGAUAAAAAAAUGCAUCAGUUGAUGAUAGCUCAACAUCCCAUCAAAAAAGGCUCUCAAAUUUUCGAUGAUUAUGGAUUCGACUUUAUAGCCGGUACAGUAGCUCACAGAAAGAACCUGUGCAAGAAAUAUUUCUUUACCUGCGAAUGUGAACCAUGCUUAGACUACUGGCCCGAGUUCAAAUAUUUACCAACAAUAUUCACCAUGCCAACUUUUCAAUCUACGAGUAAAGAAAAAAGAUUGGAAUUGAAAAAAGCUUUGAAUAAUUUUGCAUCGUACGAAAAGAUAAUCAUUCAAGCUGAUAUAAAAAAAUUGACAGAAAAUAAGAAGCUCUUAACGACUCUAGCAAAAUCAUUGACAACCAUAUUCGAGAAUUCGCCGAAGAUAACGAAGGAGACUUUUCGCUCGGUGGUGUUGUACAAGCAAGCAUUUUUACUAAUUCAUGGUAAUAGAUUUAAUGUGUGAAAGUAGCAAAAUUCGAAUGUAUUUUAAAAAUACAUAUCGUAGGAAUUCUGGUACUUUUGUAAAAAGUAUUUUCUAUUGUGAUCGUUAAAUCGCUAUCGAAAAAUUCAUUUAAAAUAGAUAUAGAAAAUAUUAAUCUUAAAACUCAAUUAGUUUUUCAAUACAUUUGUUACAAUGAAAAAGGUGUAUAACUCAAAUCGUAUCAUGUAAAACUGCGCUUCGUCAGUAUUUUAUGUAAGUCGCGAUAAUUAUAAUUGUAAAUUGUCAUUAGAUGUAAUGAAAAACAUUUAUUUUCUUUAAUUUCGUUGGUGCUUGACCAAAUUGUAACUUGAUCCGAUUCACGUUUCAAGCAUAUAAAGUUGAAACGAUUGUUGUACGUUCGAUUGGCAGGACCAGUAGAGUCGAAUAAUACUCGAGAACCGAGCUUGCAUUUUAGGUUUAUACAAAUGAAUUCAACGCUUCGACUGAUUAAAAUUAAUACACUGUAAUGGAAAAAAUACUAAAUGUUAUGAAAUGUUGUUUAUUUUUAUAAGUAUCCUCGUCGAUACCACAGGUCGUCAUGCUUGUUCUAAACGGGUGACUUAAUAUUUAUGUGAUUCAUGAAGUAGGUAAUGCAUGGAUAAAAAUGAACUGCUACGACCACACGAAAGUAUAAUAAUAUCCGAUCGACGAUGAAUAAUUGAAUCUCAUUAUUUCACAGUAGAUAAAUCGCAUUACAAGCGCACUCGAGAAUGUCACGAUCAUGCGCGCGUGAUAAAUGUGUCCAAAGCGAAAUACUCUUGC
Trichogramma pretiosum is the source of this 3107-nucleotide messenger RNA. RefSeq names its product SET and MYND domain-containing protein 4-like. Bases 540 to 2327 code for a protein of 595 amino acids. The record is from RefSeq and is a predicted model, not a curated record. Lineage: Eukaryota; Metazoa; Arthropoda; Insecta; Hymenoptera; Trichogrammatidae. Gene Ontology annotation, molecular function: protein binding. The transcript is spliced from 8 exons.